Molecule: messenger RNA, 2469 nt
Organism: Ruditapes philippinarum (Manila clam)
Lineage: Eukaryota; Metazoa; Mollusca; Bivalvia; Venerida; Veneridae
Exons: 6
Coding region: 190-2286 (698 amino acids)
Source: RefSeq, a predicted model, not a curated record
ACAAAAAUAAUUUGUAUAUCGGUGUUUUAACUAUCAAAGGAAAUACAAUAUGUGUAACCGAGAACUACAUGUAUAUGCACUACUAUACUAUACUGACUAAGACAACGUUGUUUAAAUUUAACGUGUGCUUAUCCAAGCUGACUAUGAUUACACUAUAUACACUGUGAGUAAAAUGCAUUUGGAUUGAAAAUGAGACAACAAUGUGGUGGAAACGGUUCAAAAAUAGUAACUGCAAUAGUGUUAUGUGUUCUUGCUUUAGUUUGGAUGAUUUCAAGUAAGAAUUCGAUACCUAUUUAUUCCGAUGGUUUAAUUCAAAACAAAAUCGGAAAGAGUAUUCAGAAGAACAAAAUUCAGAACGACCCAGGAAAUAAAGCAAUUAUGCGAAAUAACGAAAUGGGAAAAGACAAUGGAGGAAUACACAAAAUACCUAAUGACGAAACAGUUAUUGCGCGUGCUAAUAAUCCAAAACAAGGAUUCCAUAAUCAUAAACCGUUACCGGCUGAAGCGGGACCAAAUACUGAUCAAGAAUUGAAUGGUGAGAAAUUAUCGGCUGUCGAUUUGCUCGCUGUUAGAUCUUCAAAAGAAUAUGUUGAAAAGGAAAUGGAAAAAUUAAAUAGAGAAAAAGUAGCAGCAGACGACCCAAGACUUGUGACAAUGAUACGAAAUCAUUUCAUUAAACCACCAUCUGAUCAGCCGUACAACCUUCACGACACAAACAAACUUGAUACUUCACUGGGACAGGCUGCCUUCGUUGACAAUAGGCUCGGAUUUCAAGAAAAUGGAUUUUUUGUUGAAAGUGGGGCUCACGACGGAGAAUAUUUAUCAAACACACUUUUCUUGGAAAGAACUAGACAUUGGACUGGAGUGUUGAUAGAACCUCUGCCUCGUCCAUUUAAAGCGCUGCAAGAAAAGCACCGAAAAGCAUACACUAUCAACGCAUGUUUAAGUAUUCAUCCAUAUCCUUCUAUGGAAUAUCUAACAGCUGAACCAGUGUUGGGGAGAAUAGUGCAUAAAUCAAAAGUUUCUCAAAGGUUUAACAAAAUGGGAGAAGUCCUUGUCCAGUGUUUUCCGCUACAUUCUAUACUUCUUGCAUUGAAUCAAUCGCAUGUAGACUUUCUCAGCCUUGAUGUUGAAGGAGUUGAAAAACAAGUUCUUGAUGCAAUCCCCUGGAACAAAGUGGAUAUCAGAAUGUUGGCUGUUGAAUUCGAUAAAUGGCCUGGAGGUAAAGACGCAUUAUGUAAAUACAUGAAAAGCAAGAAUUAUGAAUGUUCGGUGACGCUUCAGGCUCAAGCUGCGGCGGAUGUUAUAUUUCGUAAGACUUUCACUGACAUGGCAAAUAAGUUCUUUUUCAACAAAAGAUUUUGUAUACUAGUUUUCUUUAUAGUUUGCAUAAUUGCAGUUUGGAUUAAGUUAACUGGUAAUAACUUUUCACCUUACUUCGAACACGAACACGAAUUAAGUUAUCAAUUUAAUUUAAAGAAUAUCAAGAAAAAUAUUUCAACUUACCUGAAAAUAGAUAAUAAUUCUGAAAACUUUAAAGAAUAUGAGAUAAAUUUUGAAGCGGAAAUGGAAGAGCUGAAUAAAGAACAAGUAGCGGCAGAUGAUCCUCGUCUGGUAAAAUUGAUAAAGAAUUAUUUCAUUGUGGCACCUUCAGAUCUGCCGUACGAUCUUGAUGAUAUGGAUACAUUAGAUACUUCAAAGGGACAAGCCGCCUUCGUCGAUAAUAGAUUUGCAUUCAAAGAAAAUGGAUUUUUUAUUGAGAGUGGAGCAUAUGACGGAGAAUAUCUGUCAAACACACUUUUCUUGGAAAGAUCGCGUCAUUGGACCGGAGUGUUGAUAGAGCCCCUCCCAGACGUAUUCCAGACGUUGCAAAAGAAAAACAGAAAAGCAUAUACUGUUAAUGCGUGCCUAAGUUUACACAAAUACCCAUCAAAGGAAUAUAUUACAACUACACCAGUGCUUGCAAAAGUUUUGAAAACUAAUUUUACCCAUAAGAAUGCUGUCAAAGUUCAAUGUUUACCGUUAUAUUCGAUCAUGCUGGCAUUAAAUCGAACAAACGUGGAUUUUGUCAGCCUUGACAUUGAAGGGGCCGAGGAGAGCGUCCUUGACACACUUCCCUGGGACAAAGUUAACAUAGAGAUGUUUUGUAUUGAAUAUGAUAAGUGGAAUGGGGGAGAAAUUGUUUUGCGCAACUAUAUGGAAAGCAAAGGAUAUGAACAUUUAAUGAGCAUGUCAGCUUACCGCGCAAGAGAUAUAAUAUUCCGUAAGAAAAAUCAGAAGACCUGACACACAGACAAUCCAACCAAUCAGAAGCCGUGAAACACGGACAAUGCUACCAGUCAGAAGCCCCGACACACGGAAACCCCCACCAAUCAAGAGCCCUGACACACGGACAAUCCUACCAAUCAGAAGCCGUGAAACACGGACAAUGCUACCAGUCAGAAGCCCCGACACACGUAAAAUCCCACC